Molecule: messenger RNA, 4846 nt
Organism: Melozone crissalis (California towhee)
Lineage: Eukaryota; Metazoa; Chordata; Aves; Passeriformes; Passerellidae
Gene: DAB2IP
Product: DAB2 interacting protein
Exons: 16
Coding region: 451-3933 (1160 amino acids)
Biological process (GO): regulation of GTPase activity
Source: RefSeq, a predicted model, not a curated record
GGUUUCGGCGAGGCAUUCCCCAAACCCUCAGGACCUCUGCCUGGUUUUGGUGGGAUUUUGUGCAGUGCAUCCCGUGCUGUGUCAAAGCCCACUUACUUUUUAUUGUAUCAAUCAUCCUCUUUAUGCAGCACCACGACUCGGAGAACGCUUGCAGGUCCUGUUCUGAAUGAGCUGCGCUUGCUGCCAGCUCAGCCUAGUUACUGCUGUAACUUAGUCUGGGGGAUGGGAGAAAAAGGUUGCUGCUACUUUAAAUAUAAUGCAUUAAGAGGAUGCUGGAAAAAGGCCUGCAUGCUGUAAUACCCAGCCAUCGAGUUGGAAAAGGAGCCAGAUGUAAUACAAAAGAAGAAACACAGCCUCUUAUGGAUGCUGCACUAAUUCAUAAAUCAGGUGAAUCAGCUUAGGCAACUGCUGUGUUUUUAUGCCUCUGCUGCAUGGAGAACUGCAUGUUGGAUGCUUUUAUUUGAAGUAAUGGAACCAGAUAAUCCUUUGGACCAGGACAACUCCAAUGAGUCGCCCCCGGAGCGCUGCGGGCAGAGGCGCAGCAUGCCCAGCGGCAUCGCGGAGAAGAACCCCAGCAUGGAGCCCGCGGCCACCACGCCCUUCCGCGUCACGGGGUUCCUCAGCCGUCGGCUCAAAGGCUCCAUCAAAAGGACAAAGAGCCAACCGAAGCUCGAUAGGAACAGCAGCUUCCGGCACAUUUUACCUGGCUUCAGGAGCGUGGACCAUGAAAGAUCCCAUCUAAUGCCGAGGCUGAAGGAGUCGCGCUCCCACGAGUCCCUGCUCAGUCCCAGUAGUGCUGUUGAGGCUCUGGAUCUCAGCAUGGAGGAGGAGGUGGUCAUCAAGCCAGUCCACAGCAGCAUCCUGGGACAAGACUACUGCUUUGAGGUGACGACUUCAUCAGGCAGCAAAUGCUUCUCGUGCCGUUCGGCGGCGGAGCGAGAUAAAUGGAUGGAGAACCUGCGGCGUGCCGUGCACCCCAACAAGGACAACAGCAGAAGGGUAGAGAAUAUGUUAAAGUUAUGGAUUAUUGAAGCCAAGGACCUGCCAGCUAAGAAAAAAUACCUGUGUGAAUUAUGCCUGGAUGACGUUCUUUAUGCACGAACUACCUGUAAAUUGAAAACUGAUAAUGUCUUUUGGGGGGAGCACUUUGAAUUUAAUAACCUCCCAUCGCUCAAAAACAUUACUGUGCACUUAUACAAAGAGACUGACAAGAAGAAGAAGAAGGACAAGACCAACUUCAUUGGGCAGGUGAACAUCCCUGUGAGCUCGGUGACGGGCCGGCAGUUCGUGGAGAAGUGGUACCCAGUGGUGAGCCCCAACCCCGGCAAGGGCAAGGCCCCAGGGCCCAUGAUCCGCAUCAAAUCCCGCUACCAGAGCAUGAGCAUCCUCCCCAUGGAGAUGUACAAGGAGUUUGCUGAGUACAUCACCAACAACUACAUGGUGCUGUGCUCGGUGCUGGAGCCCUCGCUGAGCGUCAAGAACAAGGAGGAGAUGGCGUCAGCUCUGGUGCACAUCCUGCAGAGCACGGGCAAGGCCAAGGAUUUCUUGACUGACCUGAUGAUGUCUGAAGUUGAUCGCUGUGGUGAGAAUGAGCAUCUCAUUUUCAGGGAGAACACACUGGCCACCAAAGCAAUUGAAGAAUACCUGAAGCUGGUGGGGCAGAAAUACUUACAAGAUGCCUUAGGGGAGUUCAUCAAGGCACUGUAUGAAUCAGAUGAAAACUGUGAGGUGGAUCCCAGCAAAUGUUCAUCUUCGGACCUCCCCGAACAUCAGGGCAACCUGAAGAUGUGCUGUGAGCUGGCCUUCUGCAAGAUCAUAAACUCCUACUGCGUCUUCCCAAGAGAGCUCAAAGAAGUUUUUGCCUCGUGGAGACAGGAGUGCAGCAACCGAGGCCGGCCCGACAUCAGCGAGCGGCUGAUCAGCGCCUCGCUGUUCCUGCGCUUCCUGUGCCCGGCCAUCAUGUCCCCGUCCCUGUUCAGCCUGCUCCAGGAGUACCCCGACGACCGCACCGCGCGCACCCUGACCCUCAUCGCCAAGGUCACCCAGAACCUCGCCAACUUUGCCAAGUUUGGCAGCAAAGAGGAAUACAUGUCCUUUAUGAAUCAGUUCCUGGAACAUGAAUGGACUAACAUGCAGAGAUUUCUCCUGGAGAUUUCCAAUCCUGAAACCAUCUCAAACACAGCUGGCUUUGAGGGCUACAUUGACCUGGGCCGGGAACUGUCCACGUUGCACUCACUACUCUGGGAAGUCAUUUCCCAGCUGGAGCAGGGCACUGCCACCAAACUGGGGCCUCUGCCCCGGAUCCUGCGGGACGUCAACGCCGCUCUCAGUAACCCGGCCUGCGUGCAGGUGUCGGUCACGGCCGAGCACGCCGCCUCCACACCCAGUGCUGGCAACAGCAUCUCUGCAGGGCUGCAGAAAAUGGUCAUAGAGAAUGACUUAUCUGGUCUGAUAGAUUUCACACGGUUACCAUCUCCAACCCCUGAAAACAAGGACUUGUUUUUUGUCACAAGGUCUGCUGGGGCCCAGCCCUCGCCUGCCCGAAGCUCCAGUUACUCAGAGGCCAAUGAGCCCGACGUGCAGAUGUCUAAUGGCAGCAAGAGUUUGUCCAUGGUGGACUUGCAGGACAAUCGGCUCUUGGACAGCGGGGCCAACGCGCCCGGCACAGCCGACUCGCUCAAUGACAGUCAGUCGUCCCUGGGGCAGUUGCAGGGCAUUUGGAGCACACGGACUCAGCAGAACAGCGUGACGGGCAUGGCCACCGUGCGCCGGGUGGGCCAGACCCCCACCACGCCGAGCGGCGAGAGCGCGCCCGGCCGGCCGCAGCUGCUGGCGCCGCUGUCCUUCCAGAACCCCGUGUACCAGAUGGCCGCCGGGCUGCCGCUGUCCCCGCGCGGCCUGGGCGACUCCGGCUCCGAGUGCCACAGCUCGCUCAGCUCCCACAGCAACAGCGAGGAGCUGACGGCCAACAAGCACGGCUUCGCCGGCCCCGCCGCCGGCGAGGACUUCUCGCGCCGGCCGGGGGAGCUGGCCCGGCGGCAGCUGUCGCUGACCGAGAAGGGCGGCCAGCCCACGAUGCCGCGGCAGAACAGCGCGGGGCCGCAGCGCCGCAUCGACCAGCCGCCCCCGCCGCCCCCGCCCGUCAGCCGCGGCCGCACGCCGCCCUCCCUGCUGAACACGGUGCAGUACCAGCGACCUUCCAGCGGCAGCAUGAUGUCCUCAUCGCCCGACUGGCCCGGCAGCGGGGCGCGGCUCCGGCAGCAGUCCUCCUCCUCCAAGGGUGACAGCCCCGAGAUGAAGCAGCGCACGAUGCACAAACAGGCCCCUUCUCCUGUGAACCCCAAUGCCCUGGACCGCACUGCUGCUUGGCUUUUGAAUAUGAACAUGCAGUUUUUAGAAGAUGAAAGCAUUGACCCAGAUUCCAAGCACAGGGAUAAGCUCAGGAAUAAGGACGAGCUCAGCCAAGCAGAAAAGUACCAGCAGGACCUGGUGGUGCUGCAGGACAAGCUCCGCAUCUCCAACAAGAAGCUGGAGGAAUAUGAGACUCGCUUCAAAUGCCAGGAGGAGACCACGCAGAAGCUGGUGCUGGAGUACCAGGCCAGGCUGGAGGAGAGCGAGGAGCGGCUCCGGAGGCAGCAGGAGGAUAAGGAGAUCCAGAUGAAGGGCAUCAUCAGCAGACUGAUGUCGGUUGAGGAGGAGUUAAAGAAGGACCACGCUGAAAUGCAGGCUGCUGUGGAUUCCAAGCAGAAGAUCAUUGAUGCACAGGAGAAACGCAUUGCUUCCCUGGAUGCUGCCAACGCACGGCUAAUGAGUGCCCUUACUCAGCUGAAAGAGAGGUACAGCAUGCAGACACGUAAUGGGAUCUCCCCCACAAACCCAACUAAAUUGCAGAUUACAGAGAAUGGAGAAUUCAGAAACAGCAGUAAUUGUUAACGCGCGGAGGGCGCUGCCGCAGGAGAGGCCUGGCCGGAGGGACCGUGCGCAGCAGGCGUGAGCCGCGGCUUCAGAGAACGGCUGCUCCUUGAGCACCAGCUCCUUACUGCGGACGGCGCCGACUGACCCUGCUGGGAGAUGUCCUGCCAGCACUUUGAGGGACGGGAAUGUCGAGUGUGAGAUGAGUGGCAUAAGGAAAUAACAUAUAUCUGAGAAUCGCUGUCACUGGUGGAUUUGAGUCAGUGUUUAAUGUUCAAACAAAAGUAACCUUUUCCUUCUAAACUGCCCAAAGGAUAUGCCUCGCCCCUCCCAGCAAGGAGUAAGGUCCUUGUCAUGCAGUAAGCGAAAUAAAGGGAGCUGGGCAGAACCUGCAGCAGGCAGGGGCCCAGUAGGUCCAGUUCCAGUGUGCUGCUGGAUGUAGCGUCCGAGGGAUGGCAGCAAGGCCUGGCCCGCUCCUCCUGUGACUCCCCCCGAGCACAGCCCUCCCAAAGCGAACCCCAGCUGAGCCCAGCAUCCUUUCUGGGGGCUUUUGUGAGGCCACUGAAUUUCACAGCAUCCACAGGGCAUUUAUGCAGCUAAUUAGUGUUUAAUUAACUCCGCCCAUCCAGGGAGCACAGUGCAGAUGGAAGGUCAGGGCGGUGUGGUGGCCAAAGGGGGGCUGUGUGGGGAGCCCCCAUGGCAGGGGGCAGGACUGGUGCUGCUGGGGGUCCCUGGGCAGCCCAGGGGCACAGAGCAAGGCCAAGGCUGUGGCACAGGAGUGGAGGGAGGAGCUGGCACCUGGUGAAUGGCAACUCGAUUCCUUUGGACAGCUUCUGCUCUCUCACAAAUAAAGGGGAAGAGUUUUGUAAGCAAUAGCCCCAGGCAUCGUCCCACGCACACUUCCUGCCACAGAAUAAAGUGAAUGUUGCCUGAG